Messenger RNA from Thrips palmi, 2006 nucleotides. RefSeq names its product probable cytochrome P450 4aa1. The record is from RefSeq and is a predicted model, not a curated record. The coding region runs from base 144 to 1460 and encodes 438 amino acids. NCBI's taxonomy places the organism in Eukaryota, Metazoa, Arthropoda, Insecta, Thysanoptera, Thripidae. The transcript has 2 exons. Gene Ontology annotation, molecular function: oxidoreductase activity, acting on paired donors, with incorporation or reduction of molecular oxygen; heme binding; monooxygenase activity.
UGCUGGUGCGCGCGGCGCUCUCCUACGCGGAGUUCAGGAAGCUGGAGCUGGCCAUCCCUGGGCCGCCCUCGCUGCCCGUCCUGGGCAACGCGCUCACGUUCGCCGCCGUGAAGCGCGAGACGGUCUUCCAGACGUGUCUCGACAUGGUGAACGCCCGAAGGGAGCUAUGCCGGUUCUCGCUGUUCAACCAACUCGUCGUUGUUGCGUCCGACCCCGAGGACAUCGCCCAGAUCAUGAAGCGCAAAGAGUUCAGCGACAAGGCCCAGUUCUUUUACGGCUUCAUCCGCUCCUUCGCGCCGAGAGGGCUGCUGCAGAUGAACGGCCCCGACUGGAAGGUGCACCGCCACGCGCUGGAGCCCGCCAUCGCCAAGGAGGCCGUCGAGACCCACUUCCACGUGUUCUCCGAGGCGGCCGACAACUUCAGCAAGAGCUUCCCCCGCCAGGCCUUCGACGUGCACAAGGCCCUGGGCCUGCCGCUGGUGCGGGUCUUCAUGCGCGUGGCCAUGCUGGCCGAGGAGCUGGGCCCGGCCGACGAGCAGCGCCUGCGCGACGCGGCGCACGUGCUGGACGAGACGCUGGAGGCCGUCAACACGCGCAGCUUCCAGCCGCUGCUGUGGCCCGAGUUCGUCUACAACAGGACGCCCAUGGGGCGACGCAUCAACCGCGCGCUGGGCGAGAUACGCGAGUUCGUGGACGCCACCAUCGUGCAGCGACGCCUGCAGGCCGUCCGCGACGCCGAGGAAGCCGCCCUCGGCCGCGGCGUCGCCCGCAAGCAGAUCAUGCUGGACAAGAUGCUGCAGAGCGACGCUUUCAGCAACCAGGACAUCAUGGACGAGUUCUUCACGUUCCUCAGCGCUUCCACCGACACGACCACCACCUCGCUCAGCCUCAUCUUCAAGAUGAUGUCCAUCUCGCCGGAGAUCCAGGACCGCGUGCGGGCCGAGGUGGACCAAGUCCUGGGCGUCGGCGCCGACGCGCGUAGUGUCGAGCUGCAAGACCUGCCGAGGCUGCAGUACAUGGAGCAGGUCAUCAAGGAGACCCAGCGCAUCGCGCCCUCCACCCCUUUCCUGGCGAGGCAGGUCUACCAGCAGACGGAGCUCGCAGGCAAGACGAUCCCCGCCAACUCGACGCUCAUCGUCAACGUGCACGGCGCGCACCACGACCCCGUGCACUGGCCGGACCCGUGGAGGUACGACCCGGAGCGGUUCGCGCCGGGCAAGCAGCACCACCCCUGCGCCUUCAUCCCCUUCAGCGCGGGGCCCAGGCGCUGCCCGGCGGGCUUCUACGCCAUGAUGGCCAUGAAGACCAUGUUCGCCUCCGUGAUUCGCGACUACGUCAUCGAGCCCGUCGACGACGGCGUCCGGGAAGCCAAAGACUUAAAGUUGACCUUCAACCUUACCGCCAGGAUUAUCGGCGGCACGUUCGUCAACUUCAGACCGCGGACAACUUUAGCCGGCUAGUUAUGGGUUUCCACCAGGGAUGACACCCAAAACGAAACAAAACCAGGCCGUCACAACGGCGGCAGAUUACAUAGGAGACUACUGUAAAACUCAAAAACGGUAGCAGCUACGUCCAAGGGUUCACCUUAUCCUUGUUUAUCGAAGUAUACCGAAAUUUUGUACUUAUAUGGACUGAGUCCAAAUUCAGCUUCUCUCGGUUUAAUAAUUUUAGGCCCCAAAACGCAUUUAACGCCGAAAACCGCGUCAUUUUUGAAGGAAGAAAAAAGUUGAGCUUUUGACCAAAUAAGAGGGGGAGUUGGCGUAGAUCGUAAGCGCCUCCAUGGUAAUAAUAUUUAUGCCUUUGUGUCUGCACAGUAAAAGAACAAGCCACUACUUACGGCAAAGCUAAAACUAUGCAAUUUUUUGUCAUAUGUUUUUAAGUCCACUUCCAUGGGCAAAAAGUUGCCUAGUUUUCUUCAGGUUUGUUUUUGUAUUGAUGUAAACUAUUCUUGUCAUGCUCUUUUGCAUAAGAUGGUGUUACAGAAAAUAAAAUUGAGCUAACAAACA